AUGGCGAUGGAGUUCGUCGGACGUCCGAUGCUGCUUCUCACGCCGUCUAGGACAGUCUUGAUGCCACUGCAUCUCUGUCUCCGCCACUGCACCUCCGACUACUCCGCCUGUGUCUCCUCCUUUGUUAGCGGCUCCAUAUCUCCUCCUGUGCCUCAUACUGAUUAUAGAUGUUUUGGGACGCCCGUAAUACGAGAAAGGCAGGCGGUGAUAUCAUGGGCGUCGACGUGCUCCUCCUCGAUCAGAAGUUUGGAUCUUCUCGCCAAGCGUUUGGGGAAGAAGAGGAUCAUCGCUGAGACAGGAGCUGGUCAACACGGUGUUGCUACAGCCACUGUGUGUGCCCAGUAUGGUCUGGAGUGUAUUAUCUCUAUGGGUGCUCAAGACAUGGAGAGGCAAGCACUCAAUGUCUUCAGAAUGCGACUUCUUGGUGCCGAGGUGAGAGGAGUUCACUCUGGAACAGCCACAUUGAAGGACGCGACAUCCGAAGCGAUAAGAGAUUGGGUGACGAACGUUGAGACUACACAUUGCAUAUUGGGAUCUGUGGCGGGUCCUCAUCCUUACCCUAUGAUGGUCAGAGACUUUCACGCGGUGAUCGGUAAAGAAACGAGGAGACAAGCGUUGGAGAAAUGGGGCGGAAAGCCGGAUGUCAUGGUGGCUUGUGUCAGUGGUGGCUCAAACGCGAUGGGACUGUUCCAUGAGUUUGUGGAUGACGCAGAGGUCAGGAUGAUCGGUGUGGAGGCUGCAGGGUUCGGAUUGGACAGUGGAAAACACGCUGCCCCGUUGACAAAGGGAGAUGUUGGUGUUCUACAUGGAGCUAUGAGUUACUUGCUGCAAGAUGAUGAUGGUCAAAUCAUUGAACCUCAGUGAAGGGUAAGAGCCAAUCAGAACAUGCCUAAUCAUAAGUUUGCAGAUUGUUGAUUUGAUCACGGUUUGGUUUUCUCUUAUAGAUUGGACUACCCUGGAGUUGGACCGGAGCAUAGUUUCCUUAAAGACAUGGGACGGGCUGAAUACUAUAGCGUUACGGAUGAAGAAGCAUUGGAAGGUUUGUAUCAAUGUGUAGUCUCUGUCUUUUUCAUUAAAGUAAAAACGUGUUCGUUAACGCGAAGGUUUGUAGCGUUCAAUAGAGUCUCGAGGUUACAGGGAAUCAUUUCAGCACUGGAGACAUCGCACGCUCUACCACACCUUGAGAAGCUAUGUCCAACGUUACCAGAUGGAGCAAGAGUCGUCUUGAACUUUAGCGGAAGAGGACAUAAAGAUGUUCAGACUGUAGCUAAAUAUCUUGAAGUUUGAGGGAAAAUAAUAUAUUUUCUGAUUAAAAAAAUUUAGACAGUGAAAUCUUUUUGUACUUGUAAGCUAUUUGUACUUGUGCAUCUCCUGUCGGGACGUUUACAAAAAGAACGGAAACAGAAAAAGGAUACCAACCGAAGAUAACAAAAUUUGAAUAAAAAUUUUAAUUCUCAAUAAGAAAAACAUUCCAUAUUUUCUAAAAAGGUGGACUGAAACUCUUCUUCAGUAUGAUGUUCUCUCUUUUGUGUUCAAUUUUGAAGAUACAAGUAGCUCUGGGCAUUUCGAUUUUGGGUUCAGUUUUCAAUCUUUAUUUUAGAUAUUUAUGAUUUUUUUGGUUAUUUAUGAAUUUCAAUUUGGUUAAUCAUUGAUUAUUUAGGUUUUCAAUUCGUUUCGGACAAUAAAAUUGGAAAUCGGCUGAUUUAGAGAAAGUUUCAGGUCUAAUUAAUUCAGUUCUGUUUUUAAUAUAAAUUUGUUAAUUUAGAUACUUUCUGUGGAUAAAUUAGAUUUUUCCAAAAAAAGUUAUUGGGUAGUUCAGAAUUUUCAGAUAAUAUUGGAUAAUUUAGAUAAUUUGAAAUAUUUUGGAUAAAAAGACAUUUGGAUAAUUCGGUUUAAAAGUAAAUUGUUAGGAUAUCUGGUUAUUGUUAAAAUAAAGAAAUUAAUUAUUUUAGAUACAUAAACUAUGUUUUAACAUUUGAAUAUUCAUUAGGUUCCGAUUUGGUCUCGAUUUUUUUUUAUUUCAAAAAUGUAAGAUAUGUGCAAAUAUUUAUGAAAUUCAGUUUGGUUCUUCAGCUCUAGGUAAAUGUGUCCUUGUCUACAUGCAUGAUAUAGUUAUUUUGUAAAAAUGUACGAAAUUUUUAAAAGCCUUUUCCCUACACAGUCGAUUAUUUAUAGCUUAUGUUGAUUAAAUCAAUUUCAGCUUUGUUAUCUCUAACAUUGCAGCUAGACAUUAGCCUAGGCUAGAGCUCAUAUUUAUCCUCGCUAUUUCAUACAUAGUACGUGUUAGACAAUAAAUGUUUUGAAAUCUUUCCCUUCUUCUCUUUUACAUACUAAAGAUGUUGUUUUCUAAUGUUAUGUUAUUUAAUUCAUGCGUGAAACAUUUUCGUACAAAAAUCUAUUUUCACUAUUAUGUAACCCAAGAUGGGUAAGUCGUGACCAAAUAAUUUUUUCACAUCAAAAUUUUCUUUUACAAAAAUAUUCGAAACAAAAUGAUAUUUUUCUCUUUAUCUCAAAAAAUGAAUAUUGAUACAUUAAUUUGUAAUAAACUAUAUCCCAAAGUUUUAACCAAUAGCAUCUCGAAAAGACAAUUUUUUUUUAAAGUUUACAUUUUAACAAUAAACAAUGUAUUGAAAAUAUUUUAAAUUGUUUUUUGAAAUAAUGUGUUUUUUUUUUUGAAAUGGAAAAAUUUACACAUAUAUAUUUACUUAAUCUAUAAUUACAAGUUAGUUUCUUUCCUCAUUAGAUUCUUUAGAUUCAUCCAACUCCAGAAAUUACCAAAAAUGAUGUGAUGGCACCAUGAAAAAAUAAAUAAAUCAAAACUACUUAUGAAGACAGCAUGAUAUAUUUAGUCUUCAUAUACAAUAAUACGUACAUAAUUUAACUAAUAUGUUUAUUUUUAAAUAUAAUGAUUUAUAUUAAAUAUUUACUCUAACUAUUUACAUUUUUUUAAAUUAUCAUCCCGUCCGUAGGGCAGGCCGGCCCUAGUUUGUAACAUAAACAAUACUUUCUCUUUUUUUAAAAAAAUGUCAUUCUAACAUUUUUUUUGUUUCAAAAAUGUAUUCUACAUUUUCAAUCCAAUUUUUUAUACAUAAUAUUUCUUUUACCCUUUUAACAAACUAAUAGAUGUUUAUUUAAAUUAUUUUAUUUAAAUAAUCGUACAUUAAAUAAGCAUAUAUUAGUAUAUUUUAUUAUUUUUGUAAUCCGUGUGAAAUAUGUCAAAAUAACUUUUUUUGCAAAAAAGAUGGAGUAUAAACU
Molecule: messenger RNA, 3255 nt
Organism: Brassica napus (rape)
Lineage: Eukaryota; Viridiplantae; Streptophyta; Magnoliopsida; Brassicales; Brassicaceae
Product: tryptophan synthase beta chain 1, chloroplastic-like
Exons: 3
Coding region: 1-864 (287 amino acids)
Biological process (GO): L-tryptophan biosynthetic process
Cellular component (GO): cytoplasm; chloroplast stroma
Molecular function (GO): tryptophan synthase activity
Source: RefSeq, a predicted model, not a curated record